This is a messenger RNA of Hemicordylus capensis (graceful crag lizard), 2283 nucleotides long. It is a transcript of the gene PIP4P2, whose product is annotated as phosphatidylinositol-4,5-bisphosphate 4-phosphatase 2. Gene Ontology annotation, cellular component: late endosome membrane; plasma membrane; lysosomal membrane. Gene Ontology annotation, biological process: phosphatidylinositol dephosphorylation. The transcript has 7 exons. Gene Ontology annotation, molecular function: phosphatidylinositol-4,5-bisphosphate 4-phosphatase activity. The coding region runs from base 105 to 887 and encodes 260 amino acids. The record is from RefSeq and is a predicted model, not a curated record. NCBI's taxonomy places the organism in Eukaryota, Metazoa, Chordata, Lepidosauria, Squamata, Cordylidae.
CGCAGCUUGUGGGAGUGCGUCGUCGUGCGUGUCGAGGAGGGCUUUUCGCCGCGGCCGCCGCCGCCAGCCAGCCUCUCCUCGCCCCUGCCGUUGCUGCAGUAGUCAUGGCUGCUGACGGGGUGGAUGAGCGCUCCCCGUUGCUGUCCGCACCCAGCUCCGGCAAUGUCACGCCGACGGCCCCGCCGUAUUUCCCAGACAGCAGCCCAAGAGCAGAACUCCCACCACCCUAUACUGCCCUUGCCAGUCCGGACGCCAGUGGUGUUCCUGUAAUAAAUUGCCGCGUGUGCCAGUCGCUAAUCAAUUUGGAAGGGAAGCUUCACCAGCAUGUUGUCAAAUGCACAGAUUGCAAUGAAGCUACGCCAAUCAAAAACCCUCCUUCAGGGAAAAAGUAUGUUAGAUGUCCAUGUAAUUGUCUUCUUAUCUGUAAGGAUACAUCACGGAGAAUAGGAUGUCCAAGACCCAAUUGUAGACGCAUCAUUAAUCUUGGUCCUUUUAUGCUGAUUCCGGAGGAGCAGCCGGCACAGCCUGCAAUACCCGUUCAGCCAGAAGGCACGAGAGUGGUGUGUGGGCACUGUGGAAAUACUUUCCUAUGGAUGGAAUUGAGGUUCAACACUUUGGCAAAGUGCCCACAUUGCAAAAAAAUUUCUUCUGUUGGAUGUGCGCUCCCACGAAGACGCUGCUGUGCAUACAUUACCAUUGGAAUGAUAUUUAUCUUCAUUGGAGUUGGUUUAACUGUGAGUAACGUUGGUACACAAGAUUUUGCUAGAAAUUUUCAUGCCACAUAUGUUUCUUGGGCUAUUGCUUACCUCUUAGGCUUGGUCUGCCUAAUUCGAGCCUGCUACUGGGGAGCCAUAAAAGUCAGUUAUCCAGAGCACAGUUUUGCAUAGAUUCCUGAUGGUAGCAUAUAGAAAACUGGGAUUUCUAGAGGUUCUAAUGAUAUGAGCUAAAUAAUUUAAAUGUUUUUCUUUGAUGUUUUUAUUCUGUUACAAAUAGUUUUAAGGCUGGGGAUCCUUUAAGAACAAAUGUUCAUUGCACUACAUUAUAUGCAAAUAGUUUGUUUUGCUGCUAGAUUCCCAAGCUCUGAAUAAUGAAGCUUUGUUUACACAAUCGUACACCUGUCUUAAAAGCAGUGUUGAAUUCAACUCCAACAUACGAUAUUCUUUUUCCGUAUUAAACACCAGUCUGUGCCAUUUGGGGAUGAGUAUGCAAAAGCAAGAAGUGUUUAUAAGUGUUUCUACAUUUGCUUCACAUUUGUAUGUACACUUUAACAACUGUAUCAAAGUGGCUUGCUUUAAAAUUUAAGCAAUAAGCAUUCUGCUUGAACUGCUUACAGUAACUUUUACCUAAGAUCAGAGAGACCUUACUUGAGUAUGCAUCAUUUUUGAAGAGUGGAGCUUUUGUUAGGGAGACAUCGUUUGUAAACACUAUAUACUUUGGAAAUUCCCAGUUGAGAGAUGCAAUAUUUUGGUAGUCCAGCUUAAACCGACGUUUAUUUAUCCAUCACUGAAAUUCAACUUGGGUAAUCUUUCUUUUUCCUUUUUCCUUUUAAGGACCCUGGGACCUUAUAGAAAUUUUUAUCUUUUUACAGGCAAAUUCUAAAAAGCCAUGAUUGGAAUUAGGGAACUUAUCUCCAGUUAUUUGUAUGAGUUCCUUUACAGGGUCUAAGUAAGGGAAGUAUUUGAUAUGUUUUAUAAAUGUAGAUGACUGUAGGGUGAUGUUGGUUUACCUCUUACUUUGUCUGGAUCAUGGUAUGCUUUCCCUGAUGGGAGAAUAAUUCUCUGGUCAUUGCAAAGGGAGAUUUAUAGCUUUACACUAACUGAUGUAAAAUGAAAGCAAAUGGUUACUGCAAUCAUUCCUUCAAUGUAUAGCUGGUCAGUAUAACACUGAUAACUAAUCAAAUGAUGGGAAAACUGAAGACAGUUUUCUCAAGGUCUGUUCACAAAUGGAUUAUGGGGACCAGUUAUUGCACUGCCCAUCUCUGAAGUUUUACACAAAGUGUUUUUCUAAAUUCUGAAGGAAUGCCCUGAGCUGUUUAGAUUACAGUAGUCCUUAGAUAAUGGGGGUCAAGAAAGUAGAUUUAAUGUGGAUGUUUCAGGGUUGUGUAUAAUAUUUUCAAUGGUCUAUAUUCCUGUUGAGGCAAAGUGAUGCUUGGAUGAGGAUUUGGAGCACAAUAAAUGUAUAUUUCAAAUGAAAGUCUUUGUAUGUUAAAUGUACAAAAGCAGUAGCUCAGGAUUACCAUGUACCUUUUCAAAUACACUAAUAAAUAUUAUUAUUCAAAGCUAA